AUGGCCAGGAAAGAAAACGUUGAGUCUCUAGAUUUACUACUUAGAGAUUUGUGUGAUGAAAACCAACUCUUCGGAGGUAAGCUUGUUGUUUUUGGGGGAGAUUUCCGUCAAGUUCUUCCUGUCCUUCCCCACAGAACACAACGAGAAGCAGUUGGUGUGAGCUUGGUCAGUUCUGUACUGUGGCCUAAGUUAACAAAGUUCCGUCUCACAGAAAACAUACGGGCCCGAGAAGAUCCCCAGUUUUCAGCAUUCUUGCUUGCUUUGGGAAAUGGAGAACUACAGACUGCUGAAAAUAACUACGUACAGUUACCAAGUGAAGUGCUAAAGCCUUUGGAGGAUGGCAGGGACCCAAUAACAGACCUGACCUCACUUACAUUUCCCGAGUUAGACCUUCGCAACUUUAGCUCAGACAUAUUUACAACAAGAGCAAUACUCACUCCAAUGAAUGAUGAUGUUGAUUCCAUAAACACGGAGCUGAUAAAGAAAUUCCCAGGGCAACCAGUUAUGUAUAAAAAAUUCAUCAACACAUUGUGUCCUGGUGGGAUGAUCCCUCAUGAGCUCGUCCUAAAGGAGGACAGUCCAGUUAUUUUGCUUCGGAAUAUUUUGCCAUCGUCCGGCUUGUGCAAUGGUACACGACUAAUCUGCAAGGGGUUUUCCCCCAACCUCAUUGAGUGUGUUAUUAUAACUGGCCACCACAAAGGGAAGCAUGUCUUCAUACCACGUGUAAAACAAAGGCCUUCACCCUCCUCUAAAUAUCCAAUUUUCUUUCAAAGGAAACAGUUCCCUGUGAAACUCAGCUUCGCAAUGACAAUUAAUAAAUCUCAAGGCCAAACAUUAAGUCAGGUGGCUAUUUACCUGCCCCGCCCAUGUUUUUCACAUGGCCAGUUGUAUGUGGCCUUGUCCCGUGCAAGGCAAGCACGCCAGGUGACUGUCAUUUCACCUGACACUUCACAACGGCUAGCUGGAACACACGUUGAGAAUGUCAUAUCUUAUGAGGUCCUGCAGAUGGCUGGAAUUAUCUAG
Molecule: messenger RNA, 1023 nt
Organism: Spinacia oleracea (spinach)
Lineage: Eukaryota; Viridiplantae; Streptophyta; Magnoliopsida; Caryophyllales; Amaranthaceae
Exons: 2
Coding region: 1-1023 (340 amino acids)
Biological process (GO): telomere maintenance; DNA repair
Molecular function (GO): DNA helicase activity
Source: RefSeq, a predicted model, not a curated record